Messenger RNA from Calliphora vicina (urban bluebottle blowfly), 803 nucleotides. RefSeq names its product Deoxyuridine triphosphatase (gene dUTPase). Gene Ontology annotation, biological process: dUTP catabolic process; dUMP biosynthetic process. Bases 123 to 671 code for a protein of 182 amino acids. Gene Ontology annotation, molecular function: dUTP diphosphatase activity; magnesium ion binding. The record is from RefSeq and is a predicted model, not a curated record. The transcript is spliced from 2 exons. Lineage: Eukaryota; Metazoa; Arthropoda; Insecta; Diptera; Calliphoridae.
AAUGAAAGUUGGCAUCGCUGCACAAAAAUAAGCUUCAACCGCCAAAAAUUGCGAAAUAAGUUUUGUUUGUUUGUUUACGCUACCGGUGAUUUACUUCUGGAAUCGCAAUUGUCUCGUUGUAUAUGCAACCUGAAGAAAAAUCAAUUGAAAUCGUAGAACCGGCUGCAAAGAAAAUGAAAGUUGAUGGAAAAUGUGUAAUGCGCUGGGCGAAGCUAACCGAGCUGGCUUUUGAGCCCGUUCGUGGGUCGGAACGUGCUGCUGGUUUCGAUUUACGCAGUGCCUAUGAUCUAACUGUACCAGCUCGUGGCAAAGCGCUAGUAAAGACCGACUUGCAAAUUGAAGUGCCGAACGGUUCGUACGGUAGAGUAGCGCCUCGCUCUGGUCUGGCUGUUAAGAACUUUAUUGAUGUGGGCGCUGGAGUUAUUGACGAAGAUUACCGUGGCAAUCUAGGCGUUGUACUAUUCAAUCAUUCCGAAACAGAUUUUGAUGUCAAACGUGGUGAUCGCAUUGCACAGCUCAUAUGCGAACGCAUUUUCUACCCUGAUCUGGAGCAAGUCGAUAAAUUGGAUGACACUCAACGGGGUGAAGGAGGUUUUGGUUCAACUGGCGUUAAAGAUUUGCCGCCCGUAGCAGCAGCAGAAGCGAAGAGUGAAGAAGCUAAUGGAAAAUAAAUUUCAUUUAAAUUCGAAGCCAAUUUACAUUGCUGCGAAUUUGUAAGUAGUGUUUAAGUUUUUAAGUGUAUUAUAUUAUACUAAUCUUUGUUUAUUUAAUGUAAUUAAACACUUCAUUUUUAUAACUUUUAA